Triplophysa dalaica is the source of this 1745-nucleotide messenger RNA. It is a transcript of the gene ube2d2, whose product is annotated as ubiquitin-conjugating enzyme E2D 2 (UBC4/5 homolog, yeast). NCBI's taxonomy places the organism in Eukaryota, Metazoa, Chordata, Actinopteri, Cypriniformes, Nemacheilidae. Gene Ontology annotation, biological process: protein K48-linked ubiquitination; ubiquitin-dependent protein catabolic process. The coding region runs from base 270 to 713 and encodes 147 amino acids. The transcript is spliced from 7 exons. Gene Ontology annotation, cellular component: nucleus. Gene Ontology annotation, molecular function: ubiquitin conjugating enzyme activity. The record is from RefSeq and is a predicted model, not a curated record.
AGCGCAGUGUGCGUGAUGCGGUAGCUGCUCGCUGCCGCCGCUCCUGCUGCAGGAGGAAGGACCGAACCGCUUUCAGCACCACCUUUCAGUUUCGCCUUCAAAUUACACCAACCGGCUCCGUCACAUACGCAACACCGACUGAACUAUCACCCCAAGGCGUCCCAUAUUACGACUCCCGAGGGGUUUGUCGAGUUUAAAUUGAGGAAACGCCGUUUUAAUCGAAUAUAAAACGGGGUUUGUGUGUUUUUGACAGCACUAACAGCACAACAAUGGCUCUCAAAAGAAUCCACAAGGAGCUACAUGAUUUGGGCCGUGACCCACCUGCUCAGUGUUCAGCGGGCCCAGUAGGGGAUGACAUGUUUCACUGGCAGGCAACAAUAAUGGGACCUAAUGAUAGUCCUUACCAGGGUGGAGUGUUUUUCUUGACCAUACACUUUCCCACAGAUUACCCCUUCAAACCGCCAAAGGUUGCAUUUACCACAAGAAUCUAUCACCCAAAUAUCAACAGCAAUGGCAGCAUCUGUCUUGAUAUUCUGAGGUCACAAUGGUCACCGGCACUUACCAUCUCCAAAGUUCUCCUGUCCAUCUGCUCCCUGCUGUGUGACCCAAAUCCGGACGACCCCUUAGUACCUGAGAUCGCCCGCAUUUACAAGACUGACAGGGAAAAGUACAACAGAAUAGCUCGGGAAUGGACACAAAAGUAUGCAAUGUAGUUUUGGAGUUAAAAUCAUGGUGGGAGAAAAAUACACCUCUCCAUCGUAAGGUUAGGGGAGAUUUGAAAGUUUAAAAGAAAAAGCUAAAGAAAAACAGAUCUUGUUGGUUUCCAUUGGAGUGCUUUCUUUAAGCCACGCCUCCCCUCACCAGAGCACCUCCCCUUACUCUUAUUCCCCCUGGCAUCCAUGGUGUACAUACUCAAAACUUCAACUGUAGCCCCUCCUCCCCAAAUUCAAUUCUCCACUCCACAUCUCCUGCUUUACCUUCUCCGUUGCUAUAGCGACGUGUCCGCUGCUUAGGAUCAGUUUGUAUCAAUUUUGCUGUUGAAAAUGUUUAUGGCUCUAAAAGCAUUCCUUGUUUUUAAAAACUGGGAUGGGAGGGCUUUCUUUUUUCCUCCCUGCAUUUGUCAUAGUCUGGAGGUAGAGGGAUGUGUUCUUUACAGAUUACUUUAUUUUUGUUUCCUGUGCUUCCAACUGUACAUUGGAUCAGGAUUUUUUAUUUUUUUUGCAGAGAAGGGAGGGGUAUGCUGGCUAUCUUUUUGUAUAAAAUCUGUAAGGAAUUCUUUUAAAAUCAUAGCAGGUAAUUAAAGGAAAACGGACCUCCUGUCCUCUCUUCUGGAGUAUUCUAAAGGACUCGAAAACUAUGAAUAUAUAUAUUUUGUUUCCAUUUGCCAUUGCAAAGACUGUCUCUGCCCCUUUCCAUAGUCAUUUACAACUUCACAAACAUUCGCCAUUAUGGAGGGUUUCGAACCAGUUAUUUAAAGCAGUCUCAAACACAUCCGUCUUAUUGUUUUGUUUUUUUCUCUACCCCAACCCACCCUUGUAACCCUUAAUUUGAGUUGUUUUUUUCCUUUUCCUGCUCUUGUUAAAUUAGAUGCUAACAUGGUUCAGCCAGACUCGAUAGGGUCCAUGGGUGAGAGGACACAAACUCCUCACAGACAAACUUCUGUAUAUUUAAUUUCCUGACAGGCUCGUUGAGCUUUGUGUGUUGAUUAAAACUGUGUAAUAAAAUGAUUACUAAAGUCUGAACAA